CAUCUUUCUUCUCUCUUAAACAACAACAAGAACAACAACCCAGGACCCUUUUCUCUCUCUCGCAUGCGCGUGAUUCGUUUUUAGGUUGUUUAUUACCCUUUUGAUUGAUUAAAAGGUCGGUGGAAUUGAGGUUAUAGAUUGAUUGAUUGAUCGAUCGAUCGAUCGAUGGAGGUUUAUGGAUACCCAUCUCGUCCACGCCCAUCUAAUUCGUCUUCAGAUUCUUCCUUUUCCUUAUGUGAUUUGGUUGAUAGAGCUAAAGCAUCCUUCAAAUUCGCUGUUUCCGCUAUUCUUGGGAAUGUCUUCUCCGCGAUCUUCACAUUCUUCUUCGCAUUAGUGGGUACUUUAUUAGGAGCCAUGACUGGAGCUUUAAUAGGGCAAGAAACAGAGAGCGGGUUUGUAAGAGGGGCAGCUGUCGGAGCCAUCUCCGGAGCUGUUUUCUCGAUCGAGGUUUUCGAAUCUUCACUUGUUCUUUGGCAAUCAGAUGAAUCUGGAAUUGGGUGUUUGCUCUACCUGAUUGAUGUAAUUGUAAGCCUUCUAAGUGGAAGACUUGUUCGAGAACGAAUUGGUCCAGCCAUGUUAAGUGCAGUUCAAAGUCAAAUGGGAGCUGUUGAGCCAAGCUAUGAAGAAAUCCCAAACAUAUUCGACACUGGAGGCGGUGCAAAAGGAUUGGCAGGAGAUUUAGUUGAAAAGAUCCCGAAAAUCACAAUAGCAAAUUGUAACAUUGCCAUGGAUGCAUCUGGAGAAAGAACGUCUUGUUCAGUUUGCCUUCAGGAUUUUCAGGUUGGAGAAACAGUAAGAUGUUUGCCUCAUUGUCAUCAUAUGUUUCAUCUUCCAUGCAUUGAUAACUGGCUCAUUCGACAUGCUUCUUGUCCCUUAUGCAGAAGGGAUAUGUAAUAAUCUCAACUGUUUUCUACCAUGUAAAUUACAUCUUUACUACUAUUUGUGUUUAUUAUUAUUACUAUUAACACAACCACACCCACUCCUCUCUUGAGGGCAGUGCCAUUUUUCAGUCUUAUGUAAAUCAUCACUUUAGUUUCUCUAAUAUUAUGUAUUAGAUCAUGAGACUAGUGCUUUGUUUCUGUAUAAAGGAAAAUUUUGUCUUU
Impatiens glandulifera is the source of this 1103-nucleotide messenger RNA. Its product is annotated as NEP1-interacting protein-like 1. NCBI's taxonomy places the organism in Eukaryota, Viridiplantae, Streptophyta, Magnoliopsida, Ericales, Balsaminaceae. The transcript has 3 exons. The record is from RefSeq and is a predicted model, not a curated record. The coding region runs from base 166 to 894 and encodes 242 amino acids.